AUGUUGCAGGUAAGUCGGCAGUGUUCUCCUUGCUGCCCAGUCUAUACCAGGAGACUAACUGCUAUCAGGAUUGUCUUUUGAUUAUUGUCUUCCGCUGAUUGAUAAACCCCUAAACAGCAAGUACACCAGCAGGGGAGUCCCACCGACACAGAUUCCCCCUCAGGACAUGAGCUGUGCUGCCCUGCUCACUAGGUGGCACUGUGGAGCGCAACCACCCUCCCUCCACCCAUCUACCUGUAUCCAUUACUUCAUGUUAACCCUUUCCCUCCACCUCUAGUUUCCUCUCCCUGUCUUCCAGUCACUAAUCACCUGGAGACUGAGCAUGCCUCUGUUGCAGUGCCUGUAGGAUGGCCUAUGGCCCUUUUCUUACCUACAGAGAAAAAAAAGUUCAAUCUUUUUUUUGUUCCAUCUAUGCUGUUCUGUGUUUGACUUCCUCUCUCCCUCCCUCCUGUCUGCUCCCUGUCAUCAGUGGAACGUUGAGGAUACCAUGGACUAUGUGAGUAGGAGAAGUGUGUAGUGUGUGCUGGGUGCGGUGCAGUUUGAAGGUCGGUGGGCCCAUGGGGAUCGCUCUCUAUCCUCUCCCAAUUCCUCUCUCUUUCUCUCUGUCUGGGGACUAACACUCUCUCCUUCCCUUAACCUCAAGCAGUCAGACUAGUAGGAAGAUUUCACUUUAGAAAGAAAGAGCUAGACAGGGAGCACAUAGUAUGUGAAAUAAGCUUUUCCACAUCAUUAUUUUUUAAAUGUAAUGUAAAUGUAACAGGAUAAAGUGCCUCUUCUUCCUUAAAAACAGUUUUCUGUGAUAUGAGGCAUAACCUAUACAUGACCUUAACUGAGCAUUAUUAUCAUGCUACAGUAUAUUCCUUAUCUCACAAGUCCUCUAGCUAUAGCCUAGUCCUAUUAAUGUUUUCCGCUCCACUCUCCUCCCUUCUCUUUUUUUAAAACCCUAGGCCAUUUUCACUACACCUCUAUUUCUACUCUCUAUUUUCACUAUCUACAGUAUCUUUUUCUCGCUGGAUCAUCUCUUUCUAACUAGACCUUCAUUUACACAUACAUGUAACUGCCAAAAUAAAGGAAACACUUGGGUAAGUGAGGGAUACAAAGUAUAUUGAAAGCAGGUGUCUCCACAAAGGUGUCGUUCCUGAGCAGUUUCUAAGCAAUUAACAUCCCAUCAUGCUUAGGGUCAUGUAUAUAAAUGGUGGGAAGGCCCAGAUGCCGAUUAUUUUGGCCACCAUGGCUAUGCCCCCAUAGGAUGGCGAUGCCCCCAUUUGCAGGGCACGAGUGGUCACUGAAUGGUUUGAUGAGCAUGAAAACGAUGUAAACCAUAUGCCAUGGCCGUCUCAGUCACCAGAUCUCAACCCAAUUGAACACAUAUGGGAGAUUCUGUUGCGGCACCUGAGACAGUGUUUUCCACCACGAUCAACAAAACACAAAAUUAUGGAAUUUAUUGUGGUCGAAUGGUGUUGCAUCCCUCCAGUAGAGUUCCAGAUACUUGUAGAAUAUAUGCCAAGGCGCAUUGAAUCUGUUCUGGCUCGUGGUGGCCCAACGCCCUAUUAAGACACUUUAUGUUGGUGUUUCCUUUAUUUUGGCAGUUACCUGUAGAUAGUAAUGCUUCUCCACCUUUACUCUCUGUGUCUGUCAGUCGUCAAUCAGUCAGCAACCUUCUUACAGCAGGUCCCUGUCUAGUCCAACUGAACUUUUCACUCGUCACAAAACAGGAAAAUCUAUUUUUAUGAGUUCUCAUGAAGUUUCCCUGUCUCCUUUCCUUACAAAAUGCUUAGGCUUCUUACUUACCAAGUGUGUUGUGUGAGGAAGGCGGGUGGUGCUGGGUGUGUGUAGGUGUACGGCUCGGAGUGGGGGAAUGUGGAGGGUGUAGGGAGGGGAGUGUGUGAGAAAUCUGGUUGGGGGGCGUGGAGUGCAGGGGGUUCUGAGGCAGAACUGUAAGCUCUAGUCCGUGUCCCAAAUGACCCCUAUUCCAUAUAGUGCACUACUUUUGAACAGAGCCCCAUGGGCCCUGGUCAAAAGUAGUGCACUAUAAGGGAAUAAGGUGCUAUUUGGGACGCAGGCCUAGUCUGCAGCACUCCUUCAGUCACCUCUACUCUGCCUCAGCUUUGAUAUGAACACAGACACAUUUCAAUACGCUUCAAGUGGAGGAACGCAGCUCAGCUCAACGUCACUGUGUUUCUGCGGUUGGUGAGAGAGUGCUGCUGAAGACCACGCACACUGCACAAUGUGUGUCAUACUAUGUGUGUUCAAUCAUAGUUUGUACAUGGUGUGUGUGUGCGUGUGGGUGCAUACCUGCUUGUGUGUGUGGGGGAGGUGUGUGUGCAUGCAUUCUGGCGUGUGUGUGUGUGUGUCUUGGUAGCAGCCUCUCCUGGGCUCAGUAGUGUCAUCAUGUUACGUGACAACCGGCAGCACCUCUCAUCUCAGAGGCGUUACAGCUGUAAAUCCUCUUUUGUUUUGGUUCGGCAGGAAUAAAGGUGUCCUUAUGGAUUAUGUGUAUUUAAUUAUCUGGGCCAGCCAACCACACAUAGUAAUGAUUAAUACCUGUCUGUCUUCCAGGUAUAGUAUGGCUUUUACUAAAAAGUGGAUUUACAGUUUGAGUAACAGCUAAGAUGGUGUGAGGGCUGCAGAACUUCAUGCUACGUUGUGUUGUUGAAUACAUUUUGACUCCCGCUAAUUCUGUGAAUUGCUGCUCCUGUAUGUUUCUGUUGCGUUAUGGAAGGUGCACACGGCCCAGUGAUGCAGACUGUGGAUUUGUUGGUUUGUUUGCCUUUCUUUAUGUGUUGGUUAUAUAUUGUUGUUGGCCAAUUGUCUGUGUUUGUGCAUUCGUGCAUACCUGUGUAAAGUGCCUGUGUGCAUGUGUGCAUAUGUGCACGUGUGCAUGCUCCUGUGUGUGUGUGUGUGUGUGUAUAUUGGUGGAAACUAUCCCACUUCCUCUGAACAGAGAUUCAUAUUCUGAUACCAUCCUAGACUAAAGAGACAGAGGUCCCUGACUCACCUCACAGUGUCACAGGGAAAUCAAACCCACCCCAUCCAUCCUUCAGAGAAACUGAAGAUGUAGGAUCUUAAUUUCAGCCAAUUUGCUACAGCAAGAAAAUAAUCCUGCACAACAGGAAAUGUGAAUUAUUAUGUGGAUUAUAAUUAAUGGAUUUUUUUUUAGGAGUUGAUAAAUUUUUCGUAAGUGAAAAUCAGGUCUGAAAUUUCUAAGUGGAAAUUACAAACUUCAGAAAGCACUUUAAACCUCAAGUUUACAUUUCCUGCAUUGCAACAGGAUGAUCAAAUUACAAUCCUAUAUAUGUAGUUGUUAAUUAGGCCUGAUAGUUGUGUAACUCUAAAACAGUGACGUAGCAUAGGCCCUCUUGGUGAUCAGGGUGAAGGGGUUAGGGUUAGGCCCUCCUGGUGAUCAGGGUGGAGGGGUUAGGGUUAGGCCCUCCUGGUGAUCAGGGUGGAGGGUUAGGGUUAGGCCCUCCUGGUGAUCAGGGUGGAGGGUUAGGGUUAGGCCCUCUUGGUGAUCAGGGUGGAGGGUUAGGGUUAGGCCCUCCUGGUGAUCAGGGUGGAGGGUUAGGGUUAGGUCCUCCGGGUGAUCAGGGUGGAGGGUUAGGGUUAGGCCCUCCUGGUGAUCAGGGUGGAGGGUUAGGGUUAGGCCCUCCUGGUGAUCAGGGUGGAGGGUUAGGGUUAGGCCCUCUUGGUGAUCAGGGUGGAGGGUUAGGGUUAGGCCCUCCUGGUGAUCAGGGUGGAGGGUUAGGCCCUCCUGGUGAUCAGGGUGGAGGGUUAGGGUUAGGCCCUCCUGGUGAUCAGGGUGGAGGGUUAGGGUUAGGCCCUCCUGGUGAUCAGGGUGGAGGGUUAGGGUUAGGCCCUCCUGGUGAUCGAGGUGGACGGUUAGGGUUAGGCCCUCCUGGUGAUUGAGGUGGGGGGUUAGGGUUAGGCCCUCCUGGUGAUCGAGGUGGACGGUUAGGGUUAGGCCCUCCUGGUGAUUGAGGUGGGGGGUUAGGGUUAGGCCCUCCUGGUGAUCGAGGUGGACGGUUAGGGUUAGGCCCUCCUGGUGAUCAGGGUGGAGGGUUAGGGUUAGGCCCUCCUGGUGAUUGAGGUGGACGGUUAGGGUUAGGCCCUCCUGGUGAUUGAGGUGGGGGGUUAGGGUUAGGCCCUCCUGGUGAUCAGGGUGGAGUGUUAGGGUUAGGCCCUCCUGGUGAUUGAGGUGGAGGGUUAGGAUUAGGCCCUCCUGGUGAUCGAGGUGGAGGGGUUAGAGGGAGGUGGAAGAGGGGGGUGGGAAAAGGAGGUGGAGUACCAGAGGAUUUGAUCUGGAGCCUACUGAAACUGGAAGUCAUGAAGACUUGAUUGGCUUUAUUUAAACAUGCCUGUACGUAGUUCCCUUGGAUGUAGAACAGAAUCAUUCAUCAUGUCUUAUUCUGCAUCCUAAAUGGCAUCCUAUUCCCUAUAUAGUGCACUGCUUUUGACCAGAGCCCUAUGGGCAGCCCAUGUCUUAAUGUUAAAUGUUUAAUAUAUUGUGGUUCUCUGUAGCUCAGCUGGUAGAGCACGGCGCUUGUAACGCCAAGGUAGUGGGUUCGAUCCCCGGGACCACCCAUACACAAAAAUGUAUGCACGCAUGACUGUAAGUCGCUUUGGAUAAAAGCGUCUGCUAAAUGGCAUAUUAUUAUAUUAUAUUAUUAUUAUAUUCCCUCCCUGAGAAUCCAUCCCUACAUUCCCAGAGAACCAGAGAUCCCCCCUCCCCCUGCCUCAAACUCCUCCCCCUCCUCCCCCUCCUCCACUCCCCUCUGCAUUUUAAAGAGAGAGAGAUAAGAGACUGAUUAUAAUUGUUUUCCAAUUGAAGGAGAGAAACCACUCCAGUGCCGAAACUAAAAAGGAAUCCUGUACAUUUAAAAUAAUGAGGCUUUUAAAAUAAAUGUAAUAGCUUCAGAUGACUCAUAUUUCCCUCUUAUCUCUAACUCUCCACCCCCUUACUGGAAGAUGGGGUGAGGUGGGGGUGGGGGGGGGGGGGGGGGUUACGUAAACCCUAAGUGAGCGAUAUUUUCUCAAAAUAGCCUACUACAUAGACCGCCAGCCUGCUCUGCUCAGUAGCAUGUCUGUGAUUAAUUAGCAGAAAGGGAAGAGCUUUCUUUUUUCAUGAAUGUCAUGCAAUAAAGAUGUGAGAGGCUAGCCAUGAAAUCAUAAUUAAAGAUUUGUUUGGUCUCUGGGAAUCAGAGCUGGCUUGUAUGGCCAUGCUAAUUUGUGUGGUUGUUAGCUGCAGCUUUGUGGUCUGUCAUCUCAUCUCCUCUUCUCAGAUGACUGGGCUGAGCUCCAGGCCCAGGCACCUACAGGCUGGGCUGAGCUCCAGGCCCAGGCCCAGGCACAUACAGGCUGGGCUGAGCUCCAGGCCCCAGGCACCCACAGGCUGGGCUGAGCUCCAGGCCCCAGGCACCUACAGGCUGGUGCUACGUGCGGCAGGCUGAUGGAGGGAUAAGAUGGAGGGAUAGAGGGAUGGGGAGAUGAGUCUUCCUGGGUGUUCUCAGUUAGAAACCCCCCUCCUGUCUUUGACUUCCUCUCUUCCGUCUGAAGCUCAUCCAUCUAUCCGGGUUGCGUCCCAAAUGGCACCAUAUUGCCUUUAUAGUGCACUACUUGUAUGUCGGUGUCCUUACAGCCCUGGUCAAAAGUAGUGCACUAUAUAGGGAAUAGGAUGCCAUUUGGGACAUACCACUGGUCUUAACUCUCUCCCCUCCUCUCCACCGCUCUCUCGCUCAUCUCAUCAGCCCUGGAGGAAUUGGAUCCCCUGCUCAGUCAGAGGAGAAAGAAACUCUCCAACUCUUUUAUGGGCUCAAAGGAGCUCCGGCUCUUUAGGUGUCGACAUUUUAAUGAGUUCCUUUUGAAACUGAGAGGAACUUGCGAUGUGUGUGAUGGGUGUGUGUGUGUGUGUGUGUGUGUGUGUGGGUGCGUACGUGCGUGCGUGUGUGUGCGUGUGUGAAAGAGAGAUCUCAAGUUUUAAUUUGCGUGAUGGGUGUGUGUGUGUGUGCAUGCGUGUGUGCGUGCGUGUGUGUGCGUGUGUGAAAGAGAGAUCUCAAGUUUUAAUUUGCAUCAUGGGUGUGUAUUUUGUGUGGUUUGUGUAUGUGUGCUUGGGUUUUAAUUGUGGUGUGCUCAAUGUGGUUUGCUUAUUAUAGCCUACACUUGACAGUUGGAGACAAACUGCUUUAAAGGCUGUGGUUCUGGCCAGUCAGAGAGAGAGACAGGGAACAACUCUGAACAUUUUGACUGGGGGCGUAUCUUCAAGAGUGUCUGACUAGGUUUGUGUCCCAAAUGGUGCCCUAUUCCCUACAUAGUGCACUACUUUUGACCAAAGCCAUAUGGGACCUGGUCAAAAGAGAGUAGCGUGCAAGACUCAGGGAUCAAGGCUGUGACUUUAUUUGGGUUGUAAUAAUUCAACACUGGUAUUUGUGUUUUUGGGCUGUAUACCACCUAUAUUAAAAGAGAAUGUCACUAUUUUGGAACCUAAUCUGUAUCUAAUUUGAGGCUCAGCAAGUCAAUCGCUGCUUGGGUAAAUUUCUCAAAACUAAGUGAAAUUGUAAAAAAAGUUUCUGGACACUUCUACAACAUGCCAUUUACAUCAAACACACAUAUUAGGUUCCUAAAUUGUGAAAUUAUCCUUUAAUAUUCCCCAGUAUAUCUAAUGAAGAAUGAGUAGAUAAAUAUUUACAAAAUGACUGAGACACAGUACUGAGACACCGUACUGAGACACAGUACUGAGACACAGUACUGAGACACCGUACUGAAACACAGUACUGAGACACAGUAAAAUGAGACACAGUACUGAGACACAGUAAAAUGAGACACAGUACUGAGACACAGUAAAAUGAGACACAGUACUGAGACACAGUAAAAUGAGACACAGUACUGAGACACAGUAAAAUGAGACACAGUACUGAGACACAGUAAAAUGAGACACAGUACUGAGACACAGUAAAAUGAGACAGUACUGAGACACAGUAAAAUGAGACAGUACUGAGACUGAAUACUAUCCAGCUCUAAAAUGUCUGUUUAUGACAACAGCACUUUACCUUUUUACUUUUUCAUUCACACAGACAAUAUUUAUUUAAUUUCUUUCAAAAACCUUGUUUGGGGCAAGUUGUAAAAUACAGGAAAUGAUUCAACCAUCAGACAAUGCAAUCAAACGUCUAAGGGACACAGACACACAGUAACUAAUAUUGUAUAUGCAGCUCUUAUUUGUGUAGAACAAGUAGAGGCAGCAUCUCGAGGACAGCAGAUCUUGAGGACAGAUCUUGUUGUGGACAGAUCAUGUUGAGGAUCAUCUUGAGGACAGAUGUUGUUGAGGACAGAUGUUGUUGAGGACAGAUCUAGUUAAAGAUCAUCUUGAGUACAGAAGAUCUUGAGGACAGAUCUUGUUGAGGACAGAUCUUGUUGAGGAUCAUCUUGAGGACAUAUAUUGUUGAGGACAGAUCUUGUUGAAGGCAGAUCUUUUACCCUCUCUGUAACCAUUUCUCAAAAAGAACGUCAAUGCCUUGGGAGUGUUUAAAAUGCUAUUUUAACGUAUGGUGUUUUAAAUCAAUGCCUUGGGAGUGUUUAAAAUACUACACUGACGUAUGGAGUGUGUGUGUGUGUGUGUGUGUGCGCUUGAGUGCCUAACCCUCCCGGAGUGGACUCAACACAGUACAGUGGGUGAAGGCUCGGCCAUUGUGUUAGCCGUCUUUAUAGCGUUAGCCUGACCCAGACUGUUUAAACUUUUCUCUCCCCCAGGAAGCUGUUAUAACAGGCCUGCUCCCUGAGACCACCUACUCUGUCACCGUGGCAGCCUACACCACCAAGGGGGAUGGGGCACGCAGUAAGGCCAAGGUGGUCACCACCACAGGAGCAGGUGUGUACAGCCACACACACACACACUCACACACACACAAACUGCGCUGACCAGCUGGCACGUGUCUUCCCUGACCCAGUCUGUAAUACCUGCAUGUUUCAAGCAGGCCACCAUAGUCCCUGUGCCCAAGAACGCCAAGGUAACCUGUCUAAAUGACUAUCGCCCCAUAGCACUCACAUCUGUAGCCAUGAAAUGCUAUGGAAGGCAGGUCAUGGUUCACAACAACAUCAUUUUACAUGUUUAGUCAUUUAGCAGACGCUCUUAUCCAGAGCGACUUACAGUUAGUGAGUGCAUAAAUUUUUCAUACUGGCCCCCCAUGGGAAUCGAACCCACAACCCUGGCGUUGCAAGUGCCAUGCUCUACCAACUGAGCUACAGGAGGGCCAGACACCCUGGACCCACUCCAAUUCACAUACCGCCCCAACAGAUCCACAGAUGAUGCAAUCUCUAUUGUACUCCACACUGCCGUCUCCCACCUGGACAAGAGGAACACCUAUGUGAGAAUGCUGUUCAUUGACUACAGCUCAUCGUUCCAUAGUGCCCUCCAAGCUCAUCACUAAGCUAAGGACCCUGGGACUGAACACAUAAAUGACGGUGGUAGGCCUGAUUACCAACAGUGAUGAGGCAGCCUAUAGGGAGGAGGUCAGAGACCUGGCAGUGUGGUGCCAGGACAACAACCUCUCCCUCAAUGUCAGCAAGACAAAGGAGCUGAUCGUGGACUACAGGAAACUGAGGGCCGAGCACGCCCGCAUUCACAUUGACAGGGCUGUUGUGGAGCGGGUCGAGUUCCUCGGUGUCCACAUCACUAAGGAUUUAUCAUGGUCCACACACCAACACAGUCGUGAAGAGGGCACGACAAUGCCUCUUCCUUCUCAGGAGGCUGAAAAGAUUUGGCAUGGGCCCUCAGAUCCUCAAAAAAGUUAUACAGCUGCACCAUUGAGAGCAUAUUGACUGGCUGAAUCACUGCUUGGUAUGGCAACUGCUUGGCAUCUGACCGCAAGGCGCUAGAGAGGGAGGUGCGUACGGCCCAGUACAUCACUGGGGCCGAGCUACCUGCCAUCCAGGACCUCUAUACCAGGCAGUGUCAGAGGAAGGCCCUAAAAAUUGUCAAAGACUCCAGCCAACCAAGUCAUAGACUGUUCUCUAUGCUACCGCACGGCAAGCGGUACCGAUGCAGUCUGGAACCAACAGGACCCUGAACAGCUUCUACCCCCAAGCCAUAAGACUGCUAAAUAGUUAGUCCGGGUAGCUAUUUGGUUAACUAUUUAACUAUCUGCAUUGACCCUUUUCGAACUAACUUUUUUAACUCAUCACAUAUGCUGCUGCUAGUGUUUAUUAUCUAUCCUGUUGCCUAAUCACUUCCUAGUUAUAUGUACAUAUCUUCCUCAAUUACCAUGUACCCCUGCACAUCGACUCUGUCAUGGUACACCGUGUACACCGUGUAUAUAGCCAAGUUAUCGUUACUCAUUGUGUAUUUAUUAAUAAAGGCAACAACAGCCUCCUAGUGUGACAGUGACAGGACUGUGUAAGUUAUGGCCUGUGAGGGUUUUAGUUUUUUAGAGAGAGCAUGGGAAGUUGAGUUCAUUGAAAGUUCAGUGUUCCUAGAGGUGUCAGUGGUUGAGAAGAAGUAGUCCCGGUGUAAGUUUCCGUGAUAACGUCACUGCAGUCAUCACUACAAAUAGAACAGUAGUACUCACUUUAACUGGCUUGACCUGAAACUACCCUCUUACUCUGACUACACACUAUGGCUGCCUCCCAAAUGGCACCCUAUUCCUCAUAUAGUACACUACUUUUGACCAAGACCCAUAAGACUCUGGUUAAAAGUAGUGCACUAUAUAGGGCAGGGAUGGGCAACUUUGAUGGGGGACACAAAAAAACGGAACUCAUCAUGAGGGGCCGCAGUGGCUCAUGGGUCUGCAUACCCCAAAAAAUUUACAAAAUAAACAUGUUUUAAAGUUCAUUUACAAAAAUUCUGCACAUUUUGCCAUGGGGCGUAGAGAAAAUGUUGCCGUUUUAAAGCAAGUUUGCUGCAAUACUGCACAUGUUGCCAUGGGGCAGAAAUAAGAUUUUGCAAUUUUAUAACUAAUUUCAUGCAAUUCUACUCAUUUUGCCAUGGAACGGAGAGAUAAAUGUGCAGUUUUACAGUUCAUUUCAUGCAAUUCUACACAUUUUGCCAUAUGGUGGAGCUAAAAAACUGAUGAUCAAUGGACCCACCCUGGUCGGUAAUUCGACCAUGCUUACUACAAGUUUAGAUAGCUGGCCGCUAGACUAACUUACGAAUCUAAAAGAAAAUUGCUGACAUGGGCUGAUUGAGUGACUGCUGAUGCACAACCACAUUUUGAAAUUGCACCUUGUGUAUUCUAUUAUUCUAACUGUCAACAGUAAGUUGAGACGCCGACUGAGUUCCUAAAAUAAAACAACUAAAGGGAUACAGGGAAUGGGGAGACAUUUCGGACCCAGACAUCAGCAGGUCCUUAUAGUCCACUGGUCCCCCCAUGGUCUUAAUGGUCAGAGGAACAGCAGUAAUUGUCCAGUAUAGCAACGUUUUAUAGUAGUAACUUAUGGUAAUACUGAAUAAUAGUGGAGUGGUAGUAAUCAUUUAAGUGUUCUGUGUCAUUAGUAUGUGUGUUCUGUGUCAUUAGUAAGUGUGUUCUAUGUCAUUAUGCUAAUCAUCCUAAUCUCUCUCUCUGCCCGUUAGUCCCUAGCAGGCCCACUAUGAUGAUCAGCACCACCAUCGGUAACACAGCCCUCAUCCAGUGGCAACCUCCGAAGGAGAUGGUGGGAGAGCAUGUUGGCUACCAGCUGCAGUACAAACGCAUGGAGGAGGAGUCGUUCACUGUAAAGGACUUUAAGAAGACAGACGACCACUUCACUGUCACCGGCCUGCACAAGGGCGCCACGUACGUCUUCAAGCUCUGCGCCAAGAACCGAGCGGGCACCGGCGAGGAGUAUGUGAAGGAGAUUACGACGCCGGACGAUGUGCCCAGUAGUUACCCCCAGAACCUGAGUGUCGUAGGCCUGACCACGACUACUACCAAGCUUGCCUGGGAGCCUCCAGCGCUGGCUGAGAGGAACGGGAGGAUCGUCCAGUACGUGGUGGUGUACAGAGAUAUCAACAGUCAACAGAACCACACCAAUAGGUAUUAUUAGGAUUAUUUACUUUAUUCACUACUCAUGUAAAUCAUGGCUGUGUCCCAAAUGGCACCCUAUUCCCUAUGUAGUGGCCAUAGGGCUCUGGUCAAAACUAGUGCACUGUGUAGGGAAUAUGGUGACAUUUGGGCACAGUCCCCUGUACAGUUCCCUGCCCAAGCAUUUUGUUGGAUUUUAUGUUCUGUAAGGAGUUCUGAUGACACAAACACAGUAAAAUGCUUGUUGUUAUUAAAAUGCUAAAAAUUUUAUCUUAUUGUUUCUAUCUCAACAGCACGACAGAGACCCAGAUGACCAUCAUGGGGCUGCAGCCUGAUACCACCUAUGACAUCAGGGUCAGGGCUUUCACCAGCAAGGGACCAGGACCCAACAGUCCUAGUAUACAGAGUAGGACCAUGUCUACCUCCAUGCCCGGUGAGCACUCACAUAUACUGUUCACAUACAGACACUCACACACAAACUCUGUUGCACCCCCCAUUGCUUGAGUACACGCAUUAUGCACCAGGGAUCAUUGCAUGCAAGCCCAAAGGUUGGGGGAACCGACACAUCCAAAGAGGGCAUGAUCGUGUCUACCUCCAUGCCUCGUGAGCUCUGCUGAUCUGAAUAAAUAGUCUUACACAGGUGCAGACACACCAGACCCACAUAUUCAUGCAAACACACUCACUCAUACACACACACACACACACACACACACACACACACACACACACACACACACACACACACACACACACACACACACACACACACACACAUACAUCCAGUCUCUCUGGCACAGACAGAGCAGAUGGUAUGUGAGAGGAACAUAUGCGUAGCUGUGUGUGUGGAAGCUGGUGGCAACUGGCAGAACCAGUCCAGCGUAACCAGUAAAGCACAGAGGAGUUUGGUGGUAGCUUAAUUGGGGAAGACAGGCUCAUGGUAUUGGCUGGAGUGGAAUGGUAUCAAAUACAUCAAACACAUGGUUUCGCUCCAUUCCGGCCAUUAUUAUGAGCCGUCCUCCCCUCAGCAGCCUCCUGUGAUACAGCAGUACCAGGGAACACUCCUUUCAUGUUAUUAGGGUACAUAAAUACAUGUUUAUCCCCCUGCUGCUAGCUAUUUAUAGUCAAGCUUCAAAGUGCCAGUUAGCACCUUCAUACUACUGUGUGUGUGCGGUGCGCAUGUCUGUGUGUGUGUGUGUGUGUGUGUGUGUGUCUGUGUGUUUGUGCGUGUGUGUGCGUGUGUGUGUGUCUGUGUGCGUGUGUGCACGUGUCUAUAGUAAAGUUUAAUGUAGAGUAAAGCUCAUAUGAGUAGCCUUGGUGUUAAAGUGUAAAUGCAAUAACAUCCCUUAAUAUGACCAUUAAAAAGUACAGGUCCGAGAACUUUGACUAUUAGACAAUCGUUUUGUCUUCAGAGAGAUGUUUCAUAAGCUGUUUGUCAGCUAUCUAUCUUAAACCCUGUCUGCUCCUACUGUCUACUACUAUUAAUGUAGCACUGAUCUUCCAGGAUGCUCUAGGGUUGCCCUAGCUGUCAUUAUACAGGAAGUACAGAUGACAUUGCUCGUUUAUAAUUCAUCCUCUGUGUGUGUGUGUGUGUGGUGUGUGUGUGUGUGUGUGUGUGUGUGUCCCCUUCUCCCUCCUCCAACUCCCCCAGAGUUCACCAAAAACUUUGGUGUGAAAGCUGUGAUGAAGACCUCUGUCCUGCUGACUUGGGAAGUGCCAGAAACAUACAAGUCUCAAGUGCCUUUCAAGGUAAGUCAGGAAGGACAUCUUCAACCUGACAGGAGUCAUUGUCUCACGUCAGGUAGUGUGACUUUCAUCUGUACUAAUUGUUGAGGGAGUAGUGGUGAAAUUACCGUUCCAUGGACAUAAGGUACUGUAGGAUAUGGACAUAAGGUACUGUAGGGUAUGGACAUAAGGUACUGUAGGGUAUGGACAUAAGAUACUGUAGGGUAUGGACAUAAGGUACUGUAGGGUAUGGACAUAAGGUACUGUAGGAUAUGGACAUAAGAUACUGUAGGGUAUGGACAUAAGGUACUGUAGGGUAUGGACAUAAGAUACUGUAGGGUAUGGACAUAAGGUACUGUAAGAUAUAUGGACAUAAGGUACUGUAGGAUAUGGACAUAAGGUACUGUAGGGUAUGGACAUAAGGUACUGUAGGGUAUGGACAUAAGAUACUGUAGGGUAUGGACAUAAGGUACUGUAGGGUAUGGACAUAAGGUACUGUAGGGUAUGGACAUAAGGUGCUGUAGGGUAUGGACAUAAGGUACUGUAGGAUAUGGACAUAAGGUACUGUAGGAUAUAGACAUAAGGUACUGUAGGAUAUGGAUAUAAGGUACUGUAGGAUAUGGACAUAAGGUACUGUAGGAUAUGGACAUAAGGUACUGUAGGGUAUGGAUAUAAGGUACUGUAGGAUAUGGACAUAAGGUACUGUAGGAUAUGGACAUAAGGUACUGUAGGGUAUGGACAUAAGGUACUGUAGGGUAUGGAUAUAAGGUACUGUAGGAUAUGGACAUAAGGUACUGUAGGAUAUGGACAUAAGGUACUGUAGGGUAUGGAUAUAAGGUACUGUAGGAUAUGGACAUAAGGUACUGUAGGAUAUGGACAUAAGGUACUGUAGGGUAUGGACAUAAGGUACUGUAGGAUAUGGACAUAAGAUACUGUAGGAUAUGGACAUAAGGUACUGUAGGGUAUGGACAUAAGGUACUGUAGGAUAUGGACAUAAGGUACUGUAGGGUAUGGACAUAAGGUACUGUAGGGUAUGGACAUAAGGUACUGUAGGAUAUAUGGACAUAAGAUACUGUAGGAUAUGGACAUAAGAUACUGUAGGAUAUGGACAUAAGGUACUGUAGGGUAUGGACAUAAGGUACUGUAGGAUAUGGACAUAAGGUACUGUAGGGUAUGGACAUAAGGUACUGUAGGAUAUGGACAUAAGGUACUGUAGGAUAUAUGGACAUAAGAUACUGUAGGGUAUGGACAUAAGGUACUGUAGGAUAUGGACAUAAGGUACUGUAGGAUAUGGACAUAAGGUACUGUAGGGUAUGGACAUAAGGUACUGUAGGGUAUGGACAUAAGGUACUGUAGGAUAUGGACAUAAGGUACUGUAGGAUAUGGAGAUGCUGGAAAUCAUCAAUCAGGCUUUGACAUACCUCAUCACACAUGGCCCAUACCUCUCCUGAGGUAGAAAGGAAAAGGGGGGGGAUACAAUCACAAGAAAGUAGAAUUGUAUACCAUUUCACUAUUGCCAAUGAAUAUGAUAGAGACUUCAUUGUAUGCCUGACCUUUGUAAUGACCAAGAGGUGGUCAGUGUGAAAGUCAUUGACCAGAGCACCCCCUGUUGGUCAGAAUGUAUACAACCAGGAGAGAGAGAGAGAGAGGCAGUGGAGGCUGGUGGGAGGAGCUAUAGGUGGAUGCACUCAUUGUAAUGGCUGAAAUGGAAUAUUUGGAUGGAGUCAAACAUGUGGUUUCCAUAUGUUUGAUGCGUUUGAUACUGUUCCAUUUAUUCCAUUCCAGCCAUUACAAUGAGCCCGUCCUCUUAUAGCUCCUCCCACCAGCCGCCACUGGUGUAUGUGAGUGUGUGGGUGUGUGUGUGUGUGUGUGUGUAACACUCCUCUCUGUGUCUCUAUCUCUAUCUAGAUCCUGUAUAACCAGCAGAGUGUGGAGGUGCAGGGGAACCUGAAGAGAAAGCUGAUAAGUCGUCUCCAGCCAGACACAGACUACAGCUUUGUGUUGAUGUCUAGAGGGAACAGUGCUGGAGGUCUACAGCAGCAGGUCUCCAUCAGGACCGCCCCAGACCUGCUCAAGACCAAACCCAUCCAAUACCAACCCGACCUAGAGGAGGGGGGCAGGCUCACCAUCACCCUGCCCAAAGUCCCCACCACCGCCCCUGUCAGGUCUGUUGUGUCUAUCACCAUUACCAUUAGUGUCACUGCUACAACUAGGGCUAUCACCACCUUCCUUCCUGGUCAAUGCUGGUGUGUGUGUGUUGAGGAAUGGUUAUAAUUGUUUGUGCUAAAUCACUGUCAGCUGCUAUGUCACCAUUCCUCUAAACGAGGACCUGGGGCGAUUGUUCCUUAGUCUUCAGUCCACUGAAUACAACGGGGCUUUCUCAAACCCUAUAGCUAUUAAUAUUAUUUAUUAGUGCUACUGCUAGUAUUAUACACCUCAUCCUGUACUCACUAUCGUUGCAUACAACAACAUGAAUCCUCCACCACCACUAUCCCAACUAUCUCCUUAAGAACAGCAGGGGAUAGAGAAGGCUUUGUGAAGUGUUGCUAUUGUAUGUUGUCUAGGUGGAAGUUGUGCUACGUCAUCCAUUCAUCUCUCUGGCUGCAGGCCAUAUCUCACAGAGCCAUACUGUUAAAAGUAAUACCCAGCACUUUGUAAGGAGCUGAGAGAGGAUUUAGACAGAGAGUGGAUGACGCACAGCAGAGUUUUGAGAGGCUGAGCUGGCUGGACUUUAGAAGGAGGCUUUCCUCACCAGACACACAGAAAACAACAUGGCCUUUAAUGUUAAUGCUAAAUCAAUAGCCUCAGACACACACACACACAGAGAAGCUGUGUCCGCCGGGGCCGUCUACAUGGAGAACAACUCCUUUGCCUUCAUAUCCAUCCUUGUCUUCUACACAGUUCAUAACGCCUUGUUAUUUUCACAUUUAUUCUCAGUGGUAGAGCAGUAGAGGGAAAACCCUAUUAGGGAUGUAGUCUGGCCUUGUCCCAGAUUAGGCUGCAAUAAUUGCUAGUGAAAACCUUCAAAAAUAGCCUUUAUCUGAAAAAUCUGUGCUAGUAAGAAUACCCAUCUUUACAGUAGCUUUGUGCUACUCUCCCAAUACAGCAGAAAGACAUUUCUUCAUGUGUUUGUUUCUCUAAGGAAACAGGAACUACUAAGCCUUAAUAAGCAGCGCCAGCAGGAGUGGUAAAAACAGAAAACUCAUUUAACAAUACAAUCAGUAUUUACAUUUUCCGGCCAUUAAUUAUUGGGGAUGAGAGAGUAUAUAUACAGUGGGGAAAAAAAGUAUUUAGUCAGCCACCAAUUGUGCAAGUUCUCCCACUUAAAAAGAUGAGAGAGGCCUGUAAUUUUCAUCAUAGGUACACGUCAACUAUGACAGACAAAUUGAGAAAAAAAAAUCCAGAAAAUCACAUUGUAGGAUUUUUAAUGAAUUUAUUUGCAAAUUAUGGUGGAAAAUAAGUAUUUGGUCACUUACAAACAAGCAAGAUUUCUGGCUCUCACAGACCUGUAACUUCUUCUUUAAGAGGCUCCUCUGUCCUCCACUCGUUACCUGUAUUAAUGGCACCUGUUUGAACUUGUUAUCAGUAUAAAAGACACCUGUCCACAACCUCAAACAGUCACACUCCAAACUCCACUAUGGCCAAGACCAAAGAGCUGUCAAAGGACACCAGAAACAAAAUUGUAGACCUGCACCAGGCUGAGAAGACUGAAUCUGCAAUAGGUAAGCAGCUUGGUUUGAAGAAAUCAACUGUGGGAGCAAUUAUUAGGAAAUGGAAGACAUACAAGACCACUGAUAAUCUCCCUCGAUCUGGGGCUCCACGCAAGAUCUCACCCCGUGGGGUCAAAAUGAUCACAAGAACGGUGAGCAAAAAUCCCAGAACCACACGGGGGGACCUAGUGAAUGACCUGCAGAGAGCUGGAACCAAAGUAACAAAGCCUACCAUCAGUAACACACUACGCCGCCAGGGACUCAAAUCCUGCAGUGCCAGACGUGUCCCCCUGCUUAAGCCAGUACAUGUCCAGGCCCGUCUGAAGUUUGCUAGAGUGCAUUUGGAUGAUCCAGAAGAGGAUUGGGAGAAUGGCAUAUGGUCAGAUGAAACCAAAAUAGAACUUUUUGGUAAAAACUCAAAAAGAAUGCUGAGUUGCAUCCAAAGAACACCAUACCUACUGUGAAGCAUGGGGGUGGAAACAAGGGGCUGUUUUUCUGCAAAGGGACCAGGACGACUGAUCCGUGUAAAGGAAAGAAUGAAUGGGGCCAUGUAUCGUGAGAUUUUGAGUGAAAACCUCCUUCCAUCAGCAAGGGCAUUGAAGAUGAAACGUGGCUGGGUCUUUCAGCAUGACAAUGAUCCCAAACACACCGCCCGGGCAACGAAGGAGUGGCUUCGUAAGAAGCAUUUCAAGGUCCUGGAGUGGCCUAGCCAGUCUCCAGAUCUCAACCCCAUAGAAAAUCUUUGGAGGGAGUUGAAAGUCCGUGUUGCCCAGCGACAGCCCCAAAACAUCACAGCUCUAGAGGAGAUCUGCAUGGAGGAAUGGGCCAAAAUACCAGCAACAGUGUGUGAAAACCUUGUGAAGACUUACAGAAAACGUUUGACCUGUGUCAUUGCCAACAAAGGGUAUAUAACAAAGUAUUGAGAAACGUUUGUUAUUGACCAAAUACUUAUUUUCCACCAUAAUUUGCAAAUAAAUUCAUAAAAAAUCCUACAAUGUGAUUUUCAGGAUUUUCUUUUCUCAUUUUGUCUGUCAUAGUUGACGUGUACCUAUGAUGAAAAUUACAGGCCUCUCUCAUCUUUUUAAGUGGGAGAACUUUCACAAUUGGUGGCUGACUAAAUACUUUUUUCCCCCACUGUAUAGCGAGAUAUUUCUAUGUUUGAGUACUUCUGGCUGUGGAGAAUGGAUUGUGGCCUUAGCGGAGCCUGCAUGUGAUGAAACAGAUAUCUGAGACAUGCUCAGGCUUACCCAAAGAGAAACUGUGUUACACACACACGCAACCACACUCACUCCCACACACACACACACUCACUCACUCACUUAUUCACACACACCCUGAUCUUGCUUACCCUGCCUGUCUCUCCCUCUACAGAUGGUACUACAUAGUGGUGGUCCCUGUCACACCAGCCACGCUACGUAGGUGGGAGAACCCUGAAGAUAUGGACCUGGAUGAGGUGCGUGCGUUUGUGUGUGUUUGUGUGUGUGUGUGUGUGUGUGUGUGUCAACAGCACUUUCUCUGGACACAGAUCAAAUAAAAGUCUUCCAUAGCACCAAGACCAUUAAAUAUGUAGCGUCUUGUAUCUCUGCCCCCCUGAUUACACUAUUCUCAGCUUUCACUAUGUAAAUCGGUUUCUCUGUGCAAGAUGGUGAUUUCCGUUUAAACAAUACACUUUAGAUGUUUUAUUUCAAGUUCUGCCUCUCUUGAGUUCUUGAGACACUUAAAACACUCAUGAAAAUCUGCUAUAGCAUUUUUUGUUUUGUGUUAUUAAUGUAGACCUUUUGGGCUUCAAUACCUUCUUAUGCUUUCUCAUGAGUUAGCUUUCUCUCAAUCUACUGUCGUCUGCAGAAAAAAGAAGGCAGCGUCUUGAAUAUCCAAAAAUAUAAGAGCGUGUUAAGUAAAUAUACCUGGAUCCAAACAAAGCAUCUUUGAGACAGCAAGAUCUGCUUUCUCAUUGUCAAAGCGUUUUUCUUUUUAUUGUCAUCUAAGUCAUUGCCAUUGCUGCAGUUUUAUAGGCUAGAGAAAUUGUGUUUUCUGUAGGAAGUGGGUUGGUUGAAGUUUUAUUGAACAGCGGGGAACAAGGUUGUAGGGGUGGUAUACAUAAAAAUGUCAUGUUGACUUUCUAGGAAUCAGCAGAACUGUAGAAUGCCUCAGACAUUCUCUCUGAGUACAUCCUCUUCCCGUUGUAAUACAGAGUGGUGAGGAGGGAUACAGUUAAUGGCCAGGGAUAAGGUCACAUGGCCAGUUUACAUCACAAUUUGAUAUGGACUUUCCAGGAACUGUAGAAUUGUAGAACGUCUCAAGCAUCGUAUCCCAUCAUUUUCAAAGGGACGAUGGUAAUUCUGUUUGUCUGUUUAUUGUGCUAGCUUGACCAUGAAGUGCUUGCAGUGCAGUAGCCCCUGGUAGAGUUGAGACAGAAACAGACAAACAGACAGAGCUAGAUAGAGACAGAUAGACGUAGUAAGAUGCCUACUGAAGAGGCAGGUGGAGAAGAGAUGAGUCAAACAAUCUACAGAGACGCACAUCUACCCCAUUUCUCCAUCGGAGGUAGUAAAUUAAUUAUACCUCACACACACAGAUGGGAACACACACAGAUGGGAACACAUACAGAUGGGAACACACUCACACACACAGGAACAAACGUGCAUGAGCACACACAGGAACACACACACACAGGAAGACACACACACCAGAGGCUAUCUAAUUAAGCUGUGAUCUCUCACCACAGCUGCAGGUCAGAGAGAGGUGAGAGUUGUUAGAGAGGAACAGUUAUUUUACAGUCUGUCUGACUGCAGGACCAAGGUGUUAUAAAACUUUAACUACUCUAUGCUUCAUUUGCAAUAUGAGAUUUUAACCCACCUGUGAGCCUAGAAGCACAAUUCAUUGUAGCCUAUGGACACAGUUUAUGAGCGUACAUUUAUUUGAUGUGUACAGUAUGUGUGUGUGUUCUAUAUAACUGACUAUUUACUGUCUAUACAAUAGAACACAACUUUAUUAUCAAUUUGUCCAGUUUGGGGUUAAGUGCCUUGCUAAAGGGCACAAAAGUAGGAGAUUGUGUAUCUUUGAGUCUAAGGCUGUCCCAAUUAGCACCCUAUUCCCUACAUAGUAUACUGGGUGGGCCCUGGUCAAAUGUAGUGCACUAUUUAGGAAAUAGGGUACCAUUUGGGCUGCACAAAGUAAUCUCUCUGUGACGUCAUGUCAGCUCCUGGAGGCUAGUUCUGACCAGAGCCUGAGGAGGAGGAGACAGACCCAAGAGUUCCUCAGACCCUACAUCGCUGCCAAGAUGACUGCUCUGCCAGACACCUUCACUCUAGGAGACGAAAAGAAGUACAACGGCUUCUACAACAAGCCUCUACCGGGACAGCAGCAGUACCUCUGUUUC
Molecule: messenger RNA, 19796 nt
Organism: Coregonus sp. 'balchen'
Lineage: Eukaryota; Metazoa; Chordata; Actinopteri; Salmoniformes; Salmonidae
Source: the annotation of a GenBank genome assembly